AAAAAGCGAUGCAGUUCCCGAAAACGUCACAUUCUCGUUCGUCUCCUAAUAGUUUGUUUUGUCGUUUUCUUUAAAUUCUGUUUUUUUUUUCGCUCGCAUCGAUGUGCUCCCACAUUUACACAAAAAGCUGGGUAGCGUUCCGAAUAUUCAUGCAGUUGGUUUACACUGAAAUUUCAUUCGAUUUGGACGGAAAAAAAGACUUUUGUGUAUUCUAAGUGCAAGCAAAGAGAUACACCGAGUGUAGCGGCUUUAUAAAUGACAAAUCUGAAUGAUAAUGUUGGAUUUUGGGACUCGGUAUUAAUUGAAAACUUAACCGAGGAAACGUUCAUUUCCAACAUUUAUCAGCGAUACAAACGGGGUCUUAUCUAUACAUAUAUUGGUGCCUUUCUCGUAGCCAUCAAUCCAUACAAGGCGAUUGCAAACUAUUCCACAGACACAAUCCAAUGUUACGCUAAAUCAAACUAUUUCAAAUUACCGCCACAUAUCUACGGCAUCACAAAUUCUGCUUAUCGCAGCCUACAGGAUCAAAAUGAGAAUCAAUGUGUAUGCGUAUUAGGCGAAAAUGGAAGUGGAAAAACCGAGAGCGCUCGAAUUAUUCUACAUUUUCUCUCCAAUGUACAUUCCGAUCAUACACUUAGCGGUAGGAAAAUUCUUCAAAAUCAAAAUAGUACAAGGCUGAUGCGAUGCAAGAGUCUCGCUUCAUAUCCAAAAUACGAAUCGCCGGAAGCGGUGUGUCACUCCGGAAAGCGUGACUCCAUCAAAUUUGCACGAAAAUCACAUAAAUCGCCGGGAACGGUCGAAUUUGAUCUACGAAAUCAAUACAAGAGCUUAGACGAUGUUUCACUCAGCAGCAUUUGUGGUGACAAUAAAUGGAAUAGGAAAUUUUCGCAGUCAAUGUCAUCGUCGGCAAUUAAUACGCCGAAGGCAAAUCGCACCGAUAAAGCCAAUUGUGAUGAGCGAAGGUCGAGCGUAUCGAAGGCAUUACAAUGUGAUAGAACACCGACACGUACCAAAAACUGGCUAAUCAUGAAAAAAGAUCUGCAAUGCGAUAAAUGCGGCUACAUUCGGGCCAUUUGUGAUGGUACUAAUCACACCGAUAAACAAUGCUCAUCCAAUGCCAAAGGAACAUCGUGCCAUUCAAGCGAUGAACAUUUUUAUACCAAUAAUUUUAAUGACACUGCCACUUUCAAAAGUACAAAUUGCAAACUCAAAUCCGAAUCGAACUAUUCACUUGGCAGAUCAUCGUCAUUUAUCAACUCAACCGAUAUUCAUUUGACGAUUCGCAGACGCAUCGUUUACGCCCAAGUUCUCCUCGAAGCAUUCGGAAAUGCAUCCAUUUCACUCAACAGCAAUUCCAGCCGAUUCGGAAGCUUUUUCGAUAUCGAACUCGACUUCAAAGGAGAUCCUCUGGCGGCUCAUGUUAAUUGUUAUAUGAUUGAAAAGUGGCGUGUAACAGAUCGGUUGUGCGGAGAACGAAACUUCCAUAUAUUCUAUCAGUUGUUGUGCGGUGCAGACAUUGCAUUUCUAAAACUCAUCAAACUUCAGCGAAACAGCGAAAAAUAUGUUCUAUUGAAGAAUGAUCCAACCACAAAUACUGACAGAGAAGACUUUGCUUACACGAAAAAAGCGCUCGAAGUUAUCGGCCUCACUUCAGAUGAAACCCUUAGCAUAUUUAAAAUGGUCUCAAUUAUUCUUAAGUUAGGAAAUCUAAUUUUUAUACCAACUACAAAUAUUGAUGGAAGCGGUGGAUGUGAAAUAACAAAUGAUUAUGAAGUGAUGGAAAUAGCGGAAAUUGCACAAUUGAAUCCAAAUAUUUUAAUGAACUGUUUGACGAAAGGCGAUCACAACUGGCGCUACAAUGAUUCCGACUCUGACUUAGAUGCGAUGAGCGCAUCACGGAUUCGAAAUAUCAUGUGCAGAACCAUUUAUGGCCGUCUGUUCACUUGGAUUGCUGGAAAAAUUAAUGAAUCAUUUAAGAUAAAGCAUGGAUCAAUACAUGGAAAAAAAUUUGGAAUAUUAGACUUUUUCGGUUUCGAAGUAAACAAGAAUAAUCGUUUUGAGCAAUUGGUUAACAAUUACUGUAGUGAAAAGCUGCAUCAGAGUUUUCUUCAAAACGUGUUCAAAAAUCAACAGGAAAUAUACCUCAAAGAGGGUCUCGAUUGGAAUAAAAUCGACUUUUUCGACAAUUAUGCAAUUUGUGAUUUAAUUGACAAACAUAGCUACGGAAUAUUGAAUUUACUAGAUGAGCCUCAUAUCAAAUCAGACGAAGCUUAUUCGCUACGUGUACAACAAUGCUGUGCUGGUAACCCAAACUUUUUACCCGAAGACAAUAACAUGAUGCGAAAAAGUUUUCAAAUAAGACACUUUGCCGGUCAAGUGAGCUAUGCAGCAAGUGGAUUCAUGGAAAAAAAUGCGGAUAAAAUACCACGAUACAUAAGUACAGGUUUCUUUCAGAGUAAAUUGCCGUUGAUGCAAAGUCUAUUUCCCGAAGGCAAUCCGAAUCGCACACAUCGUCAUCCGGCGAGCGUUUCGACAAAUAUUCAAUUGCAAUUGCAAUCGCUGUUGUCGUUGAUGCAAGAUAGAAAAACUCAUUAUAUUUUUUGUAUAAAACCAAAUCAAUCGAAAAAGGCGAAUCUAUUUGAAUUGCCAUUGGUUCAGCAUCAAAUACGCUAUACGAACAUAAUGCCAUUAGUUAACAUUUGGAGAAUGGGCUAUUGUUUCCAUUUGAGUCAUUUGCAAUUUUUAAAUCGUUAUAAAAUCUUAAGCUCCGAAACGUGGCCAUUCUAUCGAAUUGGAAGUGUAAUCGAAGGCAUUGCAACGAUCAUACGUGAACUACCACUGCCAUCAGCCGAAUUCAUUUUGGGAACGACGAAAGUUUUCAUGCGCAGCCCCCGAACAGUUUUCGAAAUGGAGGAGUUUCGACGAAAUCGAUUAAAUGAAUUGAUUGUGAUAAUCCAAACGAAAUUUAGAUCCUAUAUUCAGCGAAAACGAUUUAUGCGAUUAAAGCAAAGCCAAAUUCUUAUUGCACGUACAUGGAGAGCGCGACGAGAUUGUCGUUUCGGUGUAUUAAACGCUGGUAGAAGACAUGUAUGGCAAAUUUCCGCAGUUGCCAAAGAGAAACAGCGAUUGGUGAGAUACCGAAAAGUUUCGAAAUGGGCAGUUGAUAUCAUUGAGAAUUUUUAUAUUCGAUGGAAGAAACAACAAUUUCUAACAACACUGAUGAUAAGAUUGCCACCAACCUGUUUCAGUCCGAUAAGCAAUGAAUGGGUCACAGCUCCGGCAUACUUAGCUGAAACAUCGUGCUUGCUGCGCGGCAUUUUCCAUAAGUGGCGAUGCCAUAAAUAUCGACGAUUCUACGAUCAGGUAUCGCGGAAUCGAAUGCGCGAGAAGCUCACCGCAAGUAUCCUGUUCAAAAAUCGAAAAACAUCUUAUCCUUUGAGUGUAUCGCAUCCGUUUGUUGGAGAUUAUGUGCGUUUGCGUCAAAAUGUGCAAUGGAAGAAGCUAUGUAUUUCUUUGAACGAUCAGUACAUUGUUUUUGCCGAUAUUGUUAAUAAAAUAACACGAUCAACGGGAAAAGUUGCUCCGAUUCUGAUGGCACUUUCAACGAAUGCAAUGCUAUUGCUCGAUCAAAGAACACUGCAAAUAAAGUAUCGAAUUCCAGCCACCGAAAUUUAUCGCUUGUCAUUGAGCCCAUAUCAUGAUAACAUAGCCGUGUUCCAUGUAAAAGAUUCGGAAAUGGGCCGAAAGAAGGGAGAUUUUGUCUUUCAAACCGCACACGUCAUCGAAGUUAUUACAAAGUUAUUUUUGGUGAUUCAAAAUGCAACGGGACGACAACCAGACAUUUGUAUUGACUCCGAAUUCGAUGUGAUGUUUAGCAAUCAAACGGUAACAUUGUCAUUUAAAUUAUCGGCCGGACUAAAUGAUGCACACGCAGCACUUUUAUCGCCCCAAUUAAAAAUCACCCGUAAAAGUGAUCGAAUGGAAAUCGUCAUCUGAUUCGUAGUCGUUUUCAUUCCGAAUCCGAAACUCCAAUACCUAUUUGUAUCGUAGAGAUAUGAGUAUGUGAAUUUUGUGAACUGGCUGGAACUGACGCUUCAGUGCCAAAAUAGUUGAUCCACAACAAAUCAAACACUUAGAAUUAGACACACAAACACACUCACAAAUAAUGAACACGAUGCACUUCAAAAUGGAUAAUGAAAAUGAAACAAACGAAUUAUUAACAGAUUGUUCAUAGAGUUUAAUGCAUUUAUACGGUGGACGUUCGUUUAUGAAUGACGCAAAUUUACAGUGAAUAUACGACUGAAAAUAGCACGAAUAACAACUUCCAAUUCAAAUUAUCGAAUGGAUACUAUUUUUAUGUGUGAAUGCCAAAGAAAUCGAUAACCGCUUGACUGCAUAAGAUUUCCGGUGCUAUUCAUUAAUUCGAAGCGAUGUGUCGACAUUUCAAUAAACGAUCCCCUUGGAGUUCCUUUCAACUACCCAUCUAACAAUUAUCAACCCAAAUACAUCCGAUUCCAGGCACAUUUCCAAGGUUGAAUACGGGGAUAGAUUUAACCGUAGAAGUAACCGUCAUAGUGAUCCAAUUGUGCAUGGAAUAAAUGGAGAAAAAAUUGCAUAAAAUUAGCAUCAAUACAUUCAAUACUCUUAUUUCAAUUGAAAAACAAUUUACUUACAUGGGUACUUCUGGCCUCCUUAGUUAAGUAUGUACGCCUACUAUACCACAACAAUCAGGCAUAGCGGAAAUAACAUAAUGUUAUAUUUUAAUUUUUAAAUUAUUCAAUGUGAAUGGCGUGAAAUACAUGAUGCUGGUUAGUUGUUGACAGCAGCUCGCUGGUUGGAUGGCCUCUGCAAUGUUUCGGGUAACUCGUACCCAAACAAGUUGCAGUGUCCUUGAAAAUCAUACAAGAAAACAAUGAAUGAUAUGUAAACAAAGCACUGCACCUCACAUCACAUGCAAUUCAAUCAAUACCUAUAGGUAAACGACGAACAUUUCGUUUCCUCCGUUCGAAUCCAAUCUCUAUUAACAUUGUCAGCUGUGAAAUGAGAACAACGCUUUGUUGUUCACUUGAUGUAUGACAAAAGCUUUCUUUCAAGCGGUAUAAACUGUCUAUGAAUCUAUACCUGAUCCGGUAAACGAUCAAAAAGAUUGAAAUCAUUUUGAAAUGAAGAUAAGUCACAUCCCUUUUGUUAUUCCACCCCAUAAAAACAGUACACCGUAUUGCGCUAAUUGGCCUCAACGUUUAAAAUGAUGUACAUAUUGUUUUGCGUUAUUUAUAAAUCCCUUCAUUUUGUUUCAUGUUCUAGUUAAUCAAUGGAAUGAAAAUUGUUUCAAAAGCAAAAACCGCUCAAAAGGGAAGAAAAAACAUUAUAACAAGAAAGAAAAAAAACAGAUUAGUACAUUUUUGUUGGUACGUAUAGAAGUCAAGUAAUAAGUAAUAUAUUACUAUUUCCUAUUACUAUUACAGGCUAUUACAUAAUGGCUAUUACAUUUAAGAUAUUACUUUUUCCUAUUACUUUUGUAAAAAAAAAUUUCAAAGUUUCAUAUAAAAAACAUUUUUUUUUUACAAAAGUAAUAGGAAAGUAAUAGGCAUUACUAUUACUAUUACAUGUAAUAGGAGAAAAAAUUGUAAUAGGAAAGCUAUUUACUUAUAUUACUUGUGUAAUAGGAUUUACCUAUUACUAUUACUUUUCCUAUUACAGUAAUUGUGAUAGUAGUAGGUAUUUUUUUACAAAAGUAAUAGGAAAGUAAUAGUAAUGGGUAAAGGUCCCAUCGAUUGCCAGGCAGAGCGCCUGACUUUGCCUGGCAAAAUCACGUUUUUUACUUUUAUCUCGAAAAUAUCUUAUCUCAGCGGGUGAAACUGGCCCUUCGGGCUCCCAGAUCCAUGAAAUUUUCCGCCCGAUCGAAUGAGACUGGUCUCAAUUUUCCCCGAAUUUCAUUUUGAUUUUCAAAUUUUUUUCCAAGAUUUUCAAUUUUCCGGAAAAUUUUCGCGAAUUCGAAUUUAGUUUGAAUUUAUACGUUCAUAAAAUGAAAAUGGUUGGAAAAAGGUUGGAAAACUCGGAAAAUAUUCAAUAUUUUCGAAAUCCAAAAUGUACUGAAAAUCACUGAAAUUUUUUUCAUGAAGCCACAUCUAGGGGGUAGACACGAAAUAACACUAGAAGAAAACUAGCAAAAAUUGAGCAUACUUGAAGUUACUAGAAGAAUAUUUGUGAAAAAAUUGAGUGAUGCCUCUUCCAUAAGAAUAGCAUUGCCAGUGGUUUUUAUAUGGACAAAUUAUUCCAUUUAGAAUAUACUGCCAAUGCUUUGCUUAUGGAGUUCAAAUGUUUUGUUUACAAAAAGUACCGUUAAUCCUUCCAUAAGAAAUGCAUUGGCAAUGCUAUACUUAUGGAAGAAGCAAUGGUACGAUACUAGAAAAACUAGAAGAAACUGAACGCAUAUUUGAACCGAUUUGAACGAACUAGCUAUACUAGAAAUUUGUGUCUAACCCCUAGAGCCACAUCCUGGUGCCAGUGCCUUUUCUAGAAAAUCUGAUCAGGCAGAAAACUUCUAUGAACCUUUCUCUUUCCAUAUCAGAGCUAAAACCAUCAUGUUUCGGGGAACAGAUAUUUGGAAAUUGAAUUUAUAAAGACAGGCCAAAUGCCAGGCAUCUGGGACCUUUAGUAAUAGGUGAUCCUAUUACAUAUGUAAUAGUAAUAUAAUAGCGUAAUAGGCAUUACAGUUUUUUACUUCUAUAUUGGUACGUUUGGUGGAUGUCAUGGGAAAUAUAUUUAAUAGAUGUUGGUUCAGUGGUCAAUUAGUACACACGUCGAAAGAAAUUAAAAGCAAAAGCAAAGCAUUAAAAGCAUAUAGUUAGACAUAUUUUUCUCAGAUAAUUAGUUUGUAAUUAUGUAGUAGACAGGUAGUUAAAAGUCGUAGUUGAAUCCAACUCACCUCCGCUCUGGAUGAAAAAUCCUUUAUCUCAAAUGUUAUUUUUUUUUAGAAAAUUCAAUUAAUUCAACAGAGAAUUUCACACACAACUUGUGUCCUAAGCCAACGAUUAGUUCAUCUGACAACGCGUUUUUACGAUUAUACGUUUACGAAAUGGCAUACAAAUAAAAUUCAAUUAAUAAAAACUAAA
Messenger RNA from Sitodiplosis mosellana (orange wheat blossom midge), 7115 nucleotides. It is a transcript of the gene Myo95E, whose product is annotated as unconventional myosin-Ia. Bases 256 to 3996 code for a protein of 1246 amino acids. The record is from RefSeq and is a predicted model, not a curated record. Gene Ontology annotation, biological process: actin filament organization; vesicle transport along actin filament. Gene Ontology annotation, cellular component: plasma membrane; cytoplasm; vesicle. Lineage: Eukaryota; Metazoa; Arthropoda; Insecta; Diptera; Cecidomyiidae. Gene Ontology annotation, molecular function: actin filament binding; ATP binding; microfilament motor activity. The transcript has 25 exons.